This is a messenger RNA of Thunnus maccoyii (southern bluefin tuna), 1584 nucleotides long. Its product is annotated as stonustoxin subunit beta-like. Gene Ontology annotation, molecular function: protein binding. The transcript is spliced from 2 exons. NCBI's taxonomy places the organism in Eukaryota, Metazoa, Chordata, Actinopteri, Scombriformes, Scombridae. The annotation marks the transcript as partial. The record is from RefSeq and is a predicted model, not a curated record.
AAGAGAACGUGCUGCUCUGACCCCCCUCCUCCUUUCAGGCUGCAGCCUGCUGGAGUCCGAUGGUUGACACCAGGUCUGAGGAAGUAUUUCUGUCGACUCACACUGGAUCCAAACACAGUAAACAGAAACCUCAAACUGUCUGACAACAACAGGAAGGUGACAUAUGUGGAGGAGGAUCAGUCAUAUCCUGAUCAUCCAGACAGAUUUGAUUACUGGCCUCAGCUGCUGUGUAGAAAUGAUCUGACUGGUCGCUGUUACUGGGAGGUCGAGUGGAGAGGAAGAGUUUAUAUAUCAGUGAGUUACAGAGGAAUCAGCAGGAAAGGAAACAGUGAAGACUGUUGGUUUGGAGGGAAUGAUCAGUCCUGGAGUCUGUACUGCUCUGAUGUUGGUGGUUACUCUGUCCAUCACAAUAACAGAUCAACAUCCAUCUCCUCCUCCUCCUCCUCCUCCUCCUCCUCCUCCUCCUCCUCCUCCUCUGUGUCUAACAGAGUAGCAGUGUAUGUGGACUGUCCUGCUGGCACUCUGUCCUUCUACAGAGUCUCCUCUGACACACUGAUCCACCUCCACACCUUCAACACCACAUUUACUCAGCCUCUGUGUGCUGGGUUUGGGUUCUACUGGUCUGGUUCCUCAGUGUCUCUGUGUGGUCUGCAGGAGGAAGAGUCUCCUCCUGUUAGAGAGACUUUCUCACUGCUGACCAGAUAGUUCAGUCUGUACAGGAUCACACACAGCUGAUGGUAUUUAGUACCAACAUGAUCUCUCACUGCUUGUAAAUGUAAACAUGGUUUCCACAUGAUUGACAGUUUGUUUGUAAAAUGAAUCAAAUGAUAAACUGAGUCCAGUUGUUGUUGUUUUCUGUUGUUAGUGUAUUAGAAAGGCUUGAACUGUAAUGGGAUAAUGGGAAUGGGAUCUUCACAAUGUUUAGUUGUAGUUCUUCUAGUAGUUUCAUAGUAACUGUGUUACCUGAUUCCUUCACUUAUUUAGAGAUCACAUGACAAAUGAUGGUCAGAACAACAGGCCUCCUAUUGGCUGGUUAAAUGAACACCUCUAAUGGUGAAGGCUGAGGCUCAGCAGCUGGAGUGUGGCUGCUUUUAUGCUGCGUUCAUAUCAUAUUGGAAUGAUGCUAAUUAUGAGAUUCUGAUUCUUAUUAUCUAAUAUUAGCUAGUUAUAGCCAUUGUUAAUACCAAGCUUUUACAUGUUAAUUAGCAUUAUUACUAGCUGGUUAUUAUCAAAUAUUACCCACUAUUACCUUGUUAUUACCCAGCUGGAAGGUAAAGUGCUGCCACAAAUCCUUCCAGCAGACACCAACAAAACUGCUUCUACGGUUCAACCUCAGUUUAGUCUCACUGGUGAAGUUUCUUACUGGAUUUAAACCAGUUCAUUUGUUAAAUCUUUAUGGUUUUAAUUGAUACAUUUGUCAGUUGAUACAUAUAUAUGUGGUUCUUGAGAAAUAAUAAUCAAUCUGUCCGUUCUGAACAGACACGUUUUGAACGGGCUCUGCACUAGUUCUAAUAAAAAAAGAACUGUUAACUAUUAUUAUUCUUCAUUUCUUAAACUGUGCUGGUGUGUUUUUGUAUUUCAGGA